AUGGUUUUGGUCAUUGUUGUUCCUAUUCAAAUUGGCGGGCUAUUGGUGCCGGAGUUGUUCCCAUUUCAUAUCACCUACUUCAAUUGUGGUGCAAAGGGCAUAUCAUUUUGGCAAGCGUCACGAAACUAUGUCGAUUCGGUUUCUCAUGCUCUUCUUCUGACGUUUCUCAUUGAUAACACUAAGACACUUGUAUACCUUGAGUGGUUAGUGAAGAAGGUAACCCGGUAUUCCUUUGUCACUACUGGACAUGCUCUAGGCUUGUCAGAUUCGUUGAGUAUCUGGCCCGUUGGUGCAUCUGGACAUGAUGAUAUUGGGAGUAGUGUCGCACCAGAAGACCAGUAUGAUAGGAUCAGUGAAGCUAAGGAUGGAAGGAGAUCAGUUGCAGUUGCUACAAUCCUAAGUCUGAUGCUUGCAUGGUUGACUAUUGUGAUAUUCAAUUUGGCUGUGCUCAUUUUUCCAAUCUCAAUUGGGCAUGCCAUCACUCGGCUGCCACUAGCAGGUGGACUGAAAUCCGAUGACAUGCUUGCUUUGGCUAUUGGAUUUGGCACCAUAUCAACUGUCAUUGCCGCCUCUAGAGAUUCAUUUGCCUACAUGACUUCUGGGAGAACACACCUUCUAGUCCUGAAUCGCUAUCUGGUUGUGUUCUUAUGGCUUGUCAUCGCUCCUUUCCUGACCGGGCUGCUGGUUGAUCUAUCACUAAUAUCACCAUUCACUGGGCUUGAUGAUGACGUUCCAGUUGUAGGCCUUUCCUACUAUUGGAGCCUGGGGUGUCUAUCUCUGAAAAUCUGGGGGAAGCAGGCUCGUCGGACAAGGGCCAGAUGCUUGCGAGCCUAUUUCAUCGACGAAAGGUGGGGCCCAAAGCUUAAUCAGGCAAAGGCAGAUUGGGAUUCAGGGAUCACACCAAUGUGGUGGUUCUUGCAAGAUGUGUGUGUGCCUAUCGUCACGAAGCUAAUCGCUGCUCUGGGUGUUCCCUAUGUGCUUGCCAAGGGGGUCUUCCCGAGAUUCGGGUACUCCAUCGCCAUGAACUCGUCGGUGUACCGUUUCGUUCCAUGA
Messenger RNA from Triticum turgidum subsp. durum (durum wheat), 1053 nucleotides. Lineage: Eukaryota; Viridiplantae; Streptophyta; Magnoliopsida; Poales; Poaceae. The record is from the annotation of a GenBank genome assembly.